CUGUUUGUGAGGAACAGAGUUGCGUGCGAAGAGCUCGACAUGUCAUUCAGAGGAAUCCGCCACCUGAAACGCGAGGAAGUGAAGGCGACUCAUUUGGGUAUAAAGCAUCAGCCAACAUCUGCCCCGAGCAGUGCAAAGCUGAUGAAAACAUCAACUCGGAGCUCAUAUAGGACCUCUGCGAUUUAUUUGAAUUCUCUUGGAUUUAUUAUUUGGCAUUACCGAGUCGGUGCGCCCAGGGAGACGCAACUCUUUUUUUUCUACUUCAAGUGAAUGAGACUCCUCAGCCAUCACUAUACUGGAAUUAACCGACACCCCGAGGGAUUUGGGCGCACCUGUUACCUCCACGGAGCGCGACAUCAUGAUACCUCCGGGAGACUGCAUGUACGCGGGCAGGAAGAGGAGGAAGCCCGUCCAGAAACAGAAGCCGUCGGCUGCCAACGAGAAAACCAACCCGUCCAAGCGGCACAGAGACAGGCUGAAUGCUGAGCUGGACCGGCUGGCCAGCCUGCUGCCGUUCCCCCCGGAUGUCAUCUCCAAGCUGGACAAGCUGUCCGUGCUGCGCCUCGCAGUCUCCUACCUCCGCGUCAAAAGUUUCUUCCAAGCAAACCAUGAGAAGCCCUCCAGAAAGCACAGUACCAGCACAGCAUCCUCAAACCCUGAAGCCAGGAAAGACAGCCCUCCUCUGGAGACCCCGGUCAAUGAAAGCAGCCUCCUGCUGGAAUCUCUUACAGGCUUUGCCUUGGUGGUGAGCAGUGAUGGGAUGGUGUUUUAUGCCUCUUCAACCAUUGUGGACUACCUGGGAUUUCAUCAGACCGACGUGAUGCACCAGAACGUGUUUGACUACAUCCACAUAGACGACCGCCAGGAGUUCCGACGCCAGCUCCACUGGGCCAUGUGUCCUCCGCCGGGGACGUCGGCAGACCCGGACAACCAGACAGCUGCAGGGACCGGUGAGGACUUUGUAGUGAGCAGCCUGUUCCAUUCUCCGGACGCAGGGGGGAUUUCUCCUGAGCUCACCUGCUUUCUCAACAGGUGUUUUAUUGCCAGAGUCCGAUGCCUCUUGGACAGCACCUCCGGUUUCUUGACUGUGCAGUUCCAGGGCCGGUUGAAGUUCCUCCACGGUCAGAAAAGGAAGUCAGGCUCCGGGGCGGUGAUGCCUCCCCAGCUGGCUUUAUUCUGCAUAGGUGUACCCCUCUUACUGCCCUCCCUCACUGAGAUGAAAAUGAAGAGCAUAUUGAUGCGGGGAAAGAACAAGGGAGGUGGAGGGAUGAUCUCUGCCCUGGAGCAUGGUGAGCGGGGGGAACACCUCAGGAGGCAUUCCUUCGGUGGAGGAAUGGGCGACAUAGCCGACCCCGUCCUCCUCUCCUGUCCCACUCCUGGCGCGACCCAGCGGGGUCACCCCAGCCCCUGGACACCGCUCUCUAAAGACAGCCUCAAGUACCGCCCCGAGGGUUUCUACAACCAGGACGAACCCCUCAACUACUGCAAGUCCACCAUGGCUUCCCUUAAAGGCAUUAACCCGGGCGUGGGCUCCGGUUGGCCUAUGCGCCCGAACUCCGGCCCCCUCAGGGCGGGCCAGGGUAUUGGCUACAUCCCCUCUAACCGCAUGAACAAGGCCGGCCACUAUGGGAAGCCAUACCGCCUCUCCCCGAGCUGCCACGGCGGCAGAGGCGGCGAGGUGUUUGUCUCUAAGGUCUACGGGAACGUGCAGAUUCCCGCAGACCCCGAUGCCUACUGCGUGGACCUGGUAAAGAACGAGAACGGCUACGGCGAAUGCUACGAUGGCCACCUGAUGCCCGAGAUGCAGCCCAUCAAGGUGGAGCACGACUCGGACUCUGAGAACGGCUGCGAUGCGUUCGGGCGACCCUGGGCGUGCCGCGACCCAGAGGCCAUGGACCGCCGCUACGGCAACGGGGUGUACGACCACACGUCAGGCCUCCAUCUUAAGUCGGAGGCGGAUUAUUACGAUCCGCAGUUCUCGCCCUGCCAUCGGGGGAAAGCAGGAAUCAGCCCGCCGUACAACAACGGACACUAUCAGAACUAUGCAGGCAACCACGGCGGCAACGCAGCCGGACGUCCUUUAAAAUGUGACAAAGACUUGGGCAAUCACAACAACAACAACAACAAUAACAGCCACUUUAGUCCUCAGAGACUCUCUCACUCAGACUCCCUAUGCGGCAACCAAUCCGUCAACCUCAUGGACUCACACGUCUAUCCACAGGACCCUCACAAGGCCUACAUGCAUGGCACUUAUGAGUUCAAAGGUCACGGCCUGGUCCAUUCAAUCAAGCGGGAGCCCAUGGAUUCCCCGCCGUGGUCUGAGAACGUAGGCCAGUCCAUGAUGGUUGGGCCGAGGAACAUUAUGCCAUGCGUUAUGAGCACGGGGCACCACAAGUCCAGUCCCUACAUUUAUAUGCCAUAGGAGUGACCAGUUUGAACACAGCAGAUCAUCACACACACACACGCAAACAAUCGGUAUCCAAUAAAGUACUUCAUAUUGCACCAAAUGCACCAGCAUUACAAAAGGAUUCCCAGGAUGUUAACAUUCAAACGCCUUCUCCGGUGGUGACAAAGAAGUCACAAACAAGGCUCAGGUUCUAGUGUUCAUGUGUUGACAAUCAGAAGUAAUACCUUGAAUCCAGGUUAUGGAUGGAUGUUUUUGUUUUGUUUGUGUGGGACGCAGUCGAUAGUCGGUUCCUAGCACUUUUGAAUUUAGUGACAGUGAUACAUCUAGAGACAUAUUUUUAUUUUUGUUUGUGUGUGUUGUGUACACUUUUGUGGGAGGAACACAGAUUUUGCUGUAAAAAGAGACUUUUUUUUUAAAAGUGUACACAGGAGAUGUUGGGCUUAUUCAGGAAGAUGGCACGUAGUCAGAGAUAACAACUUAAAGGACGACGUACGGUGGUUUUGUAUGUUGCAUGUGCUCCUUGGCCCUAAGAUGAAAGACAAACGUGAAUUGUCCUUUUAAGUUGCAGGUGAUCUUGGACCUAAAGAAGAAGCUUUGCACCGCUUCAAUGUCUAAAUUAACAAUGAGUUGAAGGUUUGUCUCUGACGUGGAAGUGUUUGAAAGAAAAAAAGACAGUCCUUUGUUAAUAGGUUUGAUGAUGAUUAUUCUUCCUGUUCGCACAAUCAUUUUUGUCAUAUUAGGUCAUGAAAUCUGUCGAGCAUACAGAUGAAUUACUUAAUGUAAUUUUAUGUCAAAGCUAAUGUUGUACAGUUUGGAUUAGUGUUUAUGGCGAGCUCAGCCUUUUUAUACUAGAUACAACCUGUCUCACUGCAGAUACGAGACAUUUUCUUUGAAAUGAAUAUACACUCAUGUCGUCGACUGAGUCCGAAAACCUUUUUUCUCACAAUCAAUGUUUUUGCACAAAAUUAAUUAAAAAGCACCAAAAUUGAUUCGAUGUUAGAGUCUCAGUUCUGUGGAGCUACUGUUGUAGUUUCAAAAUUGCACUACUGGGAGUAGCUCAGUUGAAGUUCAACCUACCCAGACAGGUUUUGAGUCAACACGCACAAUUUUACACAAUGUCACUGUUUUGACUUUGUCUUUUUCUCUUUGUGUGUGUUUAUUUCAAUAAAUGUUUGAUGAUUCAUAUUUAUUGUAAGAGGCAAAAGUGUAUAAUUUAAAAACUAUAGUCAUGAAGGCGUUUUUGUUUUACUGAGGUAAAUAAAAAUGCCUUUUAUUUUUCCUUGCCAGCUUUUUUGAUAAUUGUUUUAAAAGUCCUACUUGUCUCAUGGAGGAGGUAGCUGCAAGGUAGCGAACACAAUGUACAUAUGCAAUGUCUUCCAAUGUUUCUACGUGUUUUUGCAAAUGGGACUUAUCUAUUAAAAUACUUUUCUUGUAUGUAAA
Messenger RNA from Gasterosteus aculeatus aculeatus (three-spined stickleback), 3847 nucleotides. It is a transcript of the gene ahrra, whose product is annotated as aryl-hydrocarbon receptor repressor a. Gene Ontology annotation, molecular function: transcription cis-regulatory region binding; nuclear receptor activity; protein dimerization activity. The record is from RefSeq and is a predicted model, not a curated record. Gene Ontology annotation, cellular component: nucleus; aryl hydrocarbon receptor complex. NCBI's taxonomy places the organism in Eukaryota, Metazoa, Chordata, Actinopteri, Perciformes, Gasterosteidae. Gene Ontology annotation, biological process: regulation of transcription by RNA polymerase II; xenobiotic metabolic process; response to xenobiotic stimulus.